AUGGCUAGAAGACCAGCUAGAUGUUACAGAUACCAAAAGAACAAGCCUUACCCAAAGUCUAGAUACAACAGAGCUGUUCCAGACUCUAAGAUCAGAAUUUAUGAUUUGGGUAAGAAGAAGGCCACUGUCGAUGAAUUCCCAUUGUGUGUCCACUUAGUUUCCAAUGAAUUGGAACAAUUGUCUUCUGAAGCUUUGGAAGCUGCUCGUAUUACUGCUAACAAGUACAUCACCAAGAUGACUGGUAGAGAUUCUUUCCACUUAAGAGUCAGAGUCCACCCAUUCCACGUUUUGAGAAUCAACAAGAUGUUGUCUUGUGCCGGUGCCGAUAGAUUGCAACAAGGUAUGAGAGGUGCUUGGGGUAAGCCUCACGGUUUGGCUGCCAGAGUUGCCAUUGGUCAAGUUAUCUUCUCUGUCAGAACCAAGGACAACAACAAGGACACUGUCAUUGAAGGUUUGAGAAGAGCUAGAUACAAGUUCCCAGGUCAACAAAAGAUCAUUAUCUCUAAGAAGUGGGGUUUCACUUCUUUGAACCGUGAAGAAUACGUUAAGAAGAGAGACGCUGGUGAAAUUAAGGACGAUGGUGCUUUUGUCAAGUUCUUGUCCAAGAAGGGUUCUUUGGAAGAAAACAUCAGAGAAUUCCCAGAAUACUUCGCUAAGGCUUAA
Molecule: messenger RNA, 663 nt
Organism: Kluyveromyces lactis
Lineage: Eukaryota; Fungi; Ascomycota; Saccharomycetes; Saccharomycetales; Saccharomycetaceae
Gene: RPL10
Product: 60S ribosomal protein uL16
Exons: 1
Coding region: 1-663 (220 amino acids)
Biological process (GO): ribosomal large subunit assembly; translation
Cellular component (GO): cytosolic large ribosomal subunit; ribosome
Molecular function (GO): structural constituent of ribosome
Source: RefSeq, a predicted model, not a curated record